Messenger RNA from Diatraea saccharalis (sugarcane borer), 804 nucleotides. Lineage: Eukaryota; Metazoa; Arthropoda; Insecta; Lepidoptera; Crambidae. The record is from the annotation of a GenBank genome assembly.
AUGGGGACGUUAGUUGAUAAUAUAACCCAGUACUAUCACUAUAUCAACGAUGAUAUUGCAGAUCCUAGAACAAACACCUUUCCGCUGGUGUCGAGUCCUGUGCCCAUCCUGGUCAUAAUGGUGGUAUAUCAUCGGUUCGUGCGCUCGUGGGGACCCGCCUUCAUGGAAAAGCGGCAGCCAUACGAUCUCAAGAAAGUUAUCAUAGGAUACAACAUCAUACAAAUAUACCUGUCCGCAUUUUUAGCAGUUCAGUGUAUGAUCAGACUAUACCUGCCAGGGAAUUACAGCAUAUGGUGUCAGAAGAUUAUCUAUGAAGACACCCCGUUGGAGAAAAUGGUCGUCGGCUACGUGUGGCUCUACUACAUGGUUAAGAUAGUCGAUCUAUUGGACACGAUAUUUUUCGUUUUGCGGAAAAAGUUCACACACGUAUCAUUUUUACACGUGUAUCAUCACCUGGGAAUGUGUUUGCUCGGCUACAUCGGUACCAAAUAUGUCCCAGGUGGACAUGGCGUGAUGUUGGGAUGUAUAAACUCCAUGGUGCACGCAGUCAUGUACUCUUACUAUCUCAUAUCUAUCGUGCGCCCGCACUGGGUUCAGCAGUGGUGGAAGAAGUACAUCACGCAAUUGCAAAUUCUCCAGUUCCUGCUUCUGAUUAUUCACUUCGGUCACGUGCUGUUCGAGCCAUCGUGUGAAUACCCCAAGUGGAUAUCUUUCAUGUUUCUGCCACACAACAUAUUUAUUUUAUAUCUGUUCUCCGAUUUUUACAUAAAAGAAUAUAUUUUAAGGAAGUGUAAAAAUACGUAG